Molecule: messenger RNA, 222 nt
Organism: Oikopleura dioica
Lineage: Eukaryota; Metazoa; Chordata; Appendicularia; Copelata; Oikopleuridae
Source: the annotation of a GenBank genome assembly
AUGGUCUUUGAUAAGAUUUUCGGAGCAGAACUGGCUGGAGCACUUAGUUUAGCGAUUUUGCUCUUUUUGUACGUUCUCGGAAACUCGAUGAAAAGACCCGAGAAUAUUGGAAAACACUUCAAAGAGAAAAUUGGCCUCUUACCAGAAGAAGACAAAAAUAAUGAGCUCUAUCAAGAGAUGUCUUCCGGCGACCUUCGGCGCAGAACUGUUCAGCGAAUUUAA